UGCAUAGGGGCCACCCUGGAGACUUGGAGGAUGAAGGAGUCACUCCAGGAGGGGCUGGAGUGGUGGCCGGGAGACUCUGCACAUUGGUUUGGAACUGUGGAGGAACUGUACACCCAGAGACUGAACUGGCGUGUGUGCAAACUGAAAAAAAAAAAAAAAUCAUUCAGAGUGAAAAGGAUCGGUCAACUCACUGUACAACUGGGCUAUUUGUAUGUCACAGAUGUGGAUUUUACUGAAACAUUUCUUCGACAGUCUCAGGCCCUGAAGAGCUCACUGCUUAUCUGGCAGCGGGAACCAUUCUAUAUCCUCCUGGCAUAUUCGGAGUAUAACCUGGAGGUGGGCUACCGCAGGAACCUGAGCCACAUCGCCGCCUUGUUCCUCCUGUAUCUGCCUGAGGAGGAUGCAUUCUGGGCCCUGGUGCAGCUGCUGGCCAGUGAGAGGCACUCCCUGCAGGGAUUCCACAGCCCAAAUGGCGGGACAGUCCAGGGGCUCCAAGACCAUCAGGAGUAUGUGGUACCCACGUCACAACCCAAGACCAUGUGGCAUCUGGACAAGGAAGGUCUAUGCGGGCAGCGUCUCUCGUUAGCCUGGCUUCUCCGGAUGUUGAUUAAGAUCUCUCUCGGGCUCACCCUGCGCCUGUGGGACGUGUAUUUGCUGGAAGGAGAACAGAUGUUGAUGCUGAUGACAAGCAUUGCCUUUGAGGUUCAGAAGAAGUGCCUCAAGGAGACAUCCAGUUCUGGCCUGUGGGCAUGUUUUCCGAACCAGUUCUUCCAUCACUGGGCCAGCGAUGAUGACACGGUGCUCAAGCAUCUUAGGGCCUCUACAAAGAAACAAACAAGGAAGCAAGGGGACCUGCCACUCCCAGCCAAACCGGAGCAAGGGUCCUCUGCACCCAGGCCUGUGCCGGCUUCACGUGGCAGGAAGACCCUCUGCAAGGGGGACAGGCAGGCCCCUCCAGGCCCACCAGCCCGGUUCCAGCGGCCCGUUUGGUCAGCUUCCCCGCCAUGGGCACCUCGUUCUUCCACACCCUGUCCUGGUGGGGCUGUCGGGGAAGACAUCUACCCUGUGGGCACUCAGGGUGUGCCCAGCCCGGCCCUGGCUCAGGGAGGACCUAAGGGUUCCUGGAGAUUCCUGCAGUGGAACUCGAUCAUCCCGACGGACCUGUAUGUAGGGGGCCCUUGGUUCCCCCAUUAUGAUUUCGAACAGAGCUGCUGGGUCCAUGCCAUAUCCGAGGAGGACCAGCUGGCCACCUGCUGGCAGGCUGAACACUCUGCGGAGGGAGUGAGAUUGGCUUUCGCUGCACUGAACUACAAUGUGGACAUGGACUUCCGGGCCCUGCAGUGCACCCAGCACUGA
Nomascus leucogenys (northern white-cheeked gibbon) is the source of this 1356-nucleotide messenger RNA. RefSeq names its product TBC1 domain family member 3G-like. Gene Ontology annotation, biological process: activation of GTPase activity. Gene Ontology annotation, molecular function: GTPase activator activity. The record is from RefSeq and is a predicted model, not a curated record. Lineage: Eukaryota; Metazoa; Chordata; Mammalia; Primates; Hylobatidae.